AUGGAGCCCUACGUGGCGCUGGACCCGCGGCAGCGAGCGCUCUACCGCGACGUGAUGCAGGAGAGCUACGAGGCACUGAUGGCCCUGGAAUUCCCCGUUUCUAAGCCCGAUCUGGACCAACCCACAGCCCUGGAUCUUCACGUGCCCGGGGACAACGCGGCCACCGACGACGGAGCAGGAGCAGAGCAGGAACCUCCUGGAGAAGCCGCCGUGAAAGAGCCCGAAGCGGUGAAACCCUCAGGUGAGGAAAAUCCUUUGAGCCCCACGGAGCUGAGGGUUGGCAGGAACGGAGGAGAAGGGGCCACGACCCCCACCCAACCCCCCAACACCUGCGGCGAGUGCGGGAAGAGCUUCAGCCACAAAUCAGCCCUGGUCAAACACCAGAAAAUCCACAGCGGCGACCGCCCCUACCGCUGCCCCGACUGCGGCAAAACCUUCAUCCAACGUUCUGACCUCACCAUCCACCACCGGGUCCACACCGGGGAACGUCCCUACGCCUGCCCCGACUGCGGCCGCCGCUUCAGCGUCAGCUCCUCCCUCCUCACCCACCAACGGACCCACGGCCCCGCCGGCACGCAGCCCAACCGCUGCCCUCAGUGCGGCCGCGGCUUCGCCGAUCCCGAAGCUUUGGACCGGCACCGGAAGAGCCACUCGGGUGGAAAACCCUUUGAGUGUGGGGUCUGUGGGAAAGCUUUCUCCUGGAACUCCCACCUGGAACGCCACCGACGCAUCCACACCGGGGAGAAACCCUUCCGCUGCGCCCGCUGCGGUCGGGCCUUCGCCUGGAGCUCCCAUCUUGAGCGGCACAUGCGCACCCACGCUGCCGUCUCCGAGGAGGAGGAGGAGGAGGAAGGAGCUGAAGAAGAACCCCCACCACCCCCCCAAAAAUGCACCAACUGUGGCAAACGCCUCAACCACCAGACAGACCCUCAACGUUUCCAGCACAAAGGGACCCAAACUCCCCUGCUUGGCGCCGAGCCCGCCGGCAGCUGCUCCCCGCCGCCAUCUUCCCACUGCGAGCAACGCGGGGAAUCUCUUGGCCAAAGCUCCGACCUCCUCCAACACCAACACCUCCACGCCGGCGAGCGGCCCUAUGCCUGCCCGGCCUGCCACUUGGGUUGCUUCCGUUGGGGUUCAGCCUUGGCCAAGCACCAACGCGCCCACUCCCGGCAGCGAAACGCCAAAACGGCGCCGACCUCCACCCAAAAUGGCAGCGUCGGCGUCGCCAAACCUUACCCGUGCGGGGCGUGCGGGAAGAGCUUCGGUUGGAUCUCCCACUUGGAACGGCACCGCCGCAUCCACACCGGGGAGAAACCCUUUGGCUGUGGGCACUGCGGGAAACGCUUCAGACGCAGCUCCCACCGCAACCGCCACCAACGCGCCCACUCCCCAGGAGAAGCAGGAGGAGGAGGAGGAGGAGGAGGAGAGGGAGGAAGGCCAGAAAAACCUCCCCAACGUGGCAAAACCCUCGGUGCCGCCAUGGCCGCUCCCCGGCGGCUCCGUGGUCCCAUCCCUUGGUUGCCCACGGUUUGGUGGGAGGGUGAGGGGACGCCCGCCACCUCCCAACGUUGGCCUGAAGCCCCCAGCUCUGGUUCUCAGCCUCUGCCUUCCUCCUCUUCCUCCUCUUCAUCCUUCUCCAUCGCCCCCCGGGAUUGGCCCAAGGCUCUGUUGCCCCCUGCCAUGAGGUGGAGGCCUGGGGAGGGGGGGACCCAACCCAGCGAUGCCGCUGCCCCCCAAGAGUCUUGGGCUUCCCUCCCACCCCCCAACUCCUGAGGGGGGGCUGCAAGGAUGGGGCUCAAAGUCACUUCUGGGGACA
This is a messenger RNA of Calypte anna (Anna's hummingbird), 1816 nucleotides long. Its product is annotated as zinc finger protein 436-like. The coding region runs from base 1 to 1773 and encodes 590 amino acids. The record is from RefSeq and is a predicted model, not a curated record. The transcript is spliced from 4 exons. NCBI's taxonomy places the organism in Eukaryota, Metazoa, Chordata, Aves, Apodiformes, Trochilidae. Gene Ontology annotation, biological process: regulation of immune system process; negative regulation of transcription by RNA polymerase II; regulation of cytokine production.